AGAAAGGCAUAGGCUGAUGUUCCUUCUGUGAUUUAAAAUAGAUGAUAUCAUCAAUUUUUAUGUUCUGAUAUCCCCUUCAGGAGAUUGCCACUCGUUCGUCAGCCCUUUAUGAGGAUGAAGCCGCAACCUUAGACUGCCAUCUGGAAGUUGAAGACUCUUCUCAGCAAUCAGUAACCAUGCUGGGGGCACGCCUGAAUUUGGCCGUCCUUGCUCUGUGCGGGAUCUUUAGCCAAGGUAUUGCAGUGAACCGUUUCGGAGGCAAUGUUGCGACACCUAAUAAUAUUGCGGCCGAUGUCAAGUCUGUCCUGGGCCCAAAGCUCUCCCAAAAUGCUACGAUAGCAUUGCCCGGUGAGCCGCUCUUCGACGAGCUUAUUACCCGUUACAGUGACUAUGACCGGCCGACCUUUAGUGUAUCGAUUGCAGUCGCUACAAAGGAAGAUGUUCAAGCAGCUGUUGCAUACGCCCGCUCGAAGGACAUGCCAUUUCUUGUCCAGUCAGGUGGGCAUGGAUUGACUACUUCGACCCAGACCGUCCAAAAUGGGAUGCAAAUUAGUAUGAGGAGAUUAAACUACACCAUUUUUGAUCCGGAAACCGAGAUCAUGAGAGUUGGAGGCGGCGCCGUCACAGGGGAACUCGCAAACGCAUCCUAUGCUUUGGGAUAUGAAGUUACUGUCGGCUCCUGCCCUUGCACCGGGGUCAUGGGCGUGGGUUUGGGAGCAGGCAUUGGACGUCUUCAAGGCAUGUAUGGCCUUCUGAUGGAUAACAUUGUGGCUAUAACAAUGAUGUUGCCUGACGGUACCAUUGAGAGAGUGACCGCCGAAAGCAAUCCGGACCUCUGGUGGGCAGUCCGCGGUGCCGGGCAUAAUUUCGGAAUCGCUCUUGAAGCCGAAGUUCAGCUUCAUCCCCAGGUGAACGACGGCAUGCAUUAUGUUGCUGAUAUGGAGUUUCCUAUCAGCAAGACUGUGGAAGUCUUCAAGCUAUUGAAUCUUAUAUCAGCCAACGAGAUUCCUAAACAAUUAGCUUUCUUUAUUACCGGGCAUGCCCCGGGGCCUGGAUCCGGUGUGCCUGUCAUCAAUAUCGAUUUUGUGUGGCACGGUACGAAAGAGUCCGCUCGAGAGCAUCUGCAGCCAUGGCUUGACCUUAAGCCUCUGUAUAAAAAGGAAGAAUAUGUGAACUGGGCGUCCCUCCCCUGGGUCACCUAUGGAGGUCUCAACAAUAUCCUCUGCAGUCAGCCUGGUGGACAGCGAAACUUCUACGCAGCAAACGCCGCAACGUACGAUAUCUCCGCCAUGGCAAGCCUCUGGAAUGACUGGGAAAAAAUGAGCAUCAAGUACAAUGGAACGGCCAAGUUCCUGCUCAUGUUCCAGACCUUCGCUCAACAAGCAGUCAAAUCUGUCGACCCCGACUCUUCUGCCUUCCCAUGGCGCAAGGGCUCUGAACAUUUCUUGCUCAUUCAAGCCAGCUAUACGGACCUUUCUUUACGUGCUGAGCUGGAUAUCUGGCUGCGUCAAUGGCAAACACUCUUUGUUGAGACUAGUGGCUAUGGUCGGCUUCAGCAAUACGUGAACUAUGGACACGGCUACCGUGAUCCCAUGGAGGCCUUGUACGGGUACGACAGGUGGCGAAUUGAAAAGCUAUAUGGUCUGAAGGAGAAGUACGAUCCUGAUGGACUUUUCGAUUCGUACCAACCCAUCCGCACAGACAAAGCAUCUCUCCUUGCUGCGGCUCGUCCGCAACUCCACACAUAUAAGCCGUUUGGCCAAGGUGUCGUUGACCAGGAAGUUUUGCACACCGAGUUGUGAACACAGCAAUGUGAGAGUGGAUUCCGACGCACUUCUGAUACCGCCAACUUGCAAGCUGCUACCAUACCAUUUUUUCGCCUGGCGAAGGCAAAGAGUAAAUAUGCAUCGAAUGGAUUCUGAAAUAUCAUGCUCAGGAAAGGAAACGGAUGCUAAACGAAUAAAUGCAAAUAUAGACUUGGCCGUGUCUUAUAUUUUUCUUGGUUUCAUGGAGCAAAACAGGGCGUUGAAUGGGUUUCUUUCUGGAUACUUUAGCGCUCCUUACUAUGAUUUCUCUAUUGGUCAGCCACACUCCAGAAAAUAUAAAUAUAAGUAUGGUUAGAUGUGUUGCAAGAAAUGUCACUCUCUCUUUACCCUUGAAGCCGAUUAACUGCCGCUUCCCAUUUUUCUUUAGCCGGAUUGACCGUGAGAAAGUUC
Molecule: messenger RNA, 2216 nt
Organism: Xylona heveae TC161
Lineage: Eukaryota; Fungi; Ascomycota; Xylonomycetes; Xylonales; Xylonaceae
Product: FAD-binding domain-containing protein
Exons: 5
Coding region: 177-1802 (541 amino acids)
Molecular function (GO): FAD binding
Source: RefSeq, a predicted model, not a curated record